CGAACUACUACAUGGACAUCUUUGAAACGCUUUCUGCUCGCAAUGACGCGACCCGUACUAUCAAGGUCGUCGAUAUGCAUACAUCUGGAGAGCCCACUCGCAUAGUCGUUGGGGGCUAUCCUGAAUUGCAAGGCACAACUCUGCUCGAGAAGCGCAGAUGCGCCAAGGACCGGCACGACGGAAUACGCCAACGCCUUAUGCGCGAGCCCCGUGGUCAUGCAGAGAUGUAUGGCGCGAUUCUCGUUCCCGAGACUGAGUACACACAAUCGGGAGAGGCAGAUAUCGGAGUUCUGUUUUGCCACAACGAGGGCUAUUCUACGAUGUGCGGGCACGCAACGAUCGCCCUCGGCCGCUUCCUAGUAGACACGCAUGACCAAUCCAUCUUCCCGCGCCGCGCGUCUCUCAAGUACGAUCCCUCGACCGGGCUCACAGCCCUCCGCCUGCACGCGCCGUGCGGCGUAGUGCACGUCAACCUUCCUCGGUGUGCCCAGCUUCGCCACCGCCCGGACCUCGACGUCGAGAUCCCCCCAUCGCUGCGCUGGCCGCGCUUGUGCGAGGCGCAGCGCACCAGCGUCAGAGUCGAUGUCUCGUACGGCGGUGCGUUCUACGCGCUCGUCUCGGCGGCAGAGCUCGGCUUCGCGGAGGGCCUGAGCGGGCGCGCUGGUGCGACGAUGGCUGACUUCGACGCGGCAACGGCGGCGCUGAAGACGGUUUUGGGGCCGAGGAAGGAGCUGUUCGUGCAUCCCACGGAGCGGGAUCUGGAGUUUCUGUAUGGAGUGAUGGUGGUUGAACGCACCGCGCAGGGUGAGGCGGGCCUUUGCUUCUUCGCUGACCAGCAGGUUGACCGCUCUCCUUGCGGGUCCUGCGUCAUGGCGCGCGUGGCUCUGGCAUUCGAGAAGGGGGAUCUGAAGCUGGGGCAAGCACGCGACUAUGAAUCGAUCGUCAGUCUGUCGGUUGAUGGUACUGGAUUCAGAGGCACUGCGGUUGAGAAAACUGAAGCAGGUCUGAUCGUUCAAGUGCAAGGAAAGGCGUUCUAUUCGGGUGCAUCCACUUUCGUUGUAGAGGACGAAGAUGCUAUGCCUAGUGGAUUUAUCGUCAGUCUAUGA
Mycena citricolor is the source of this 1106-nucleotide messenger RNA. NCBI's taxonomy places the organism in Eukaryota, Fungi, Basidiomycota, Agaricomycetes, Agaricales, Mycenaceae. The record is from the annotation of a GenBank genome assembly.